AUGGCUCAGCCUAGGUUUGUGACGGAGAUUACCGGUUUCUAUAGAUGGUUCUUGGUUAUGCUUCUUUGCAUUGAUUGCCAAGGCUGCUUAGAAGUGGAAAGAGCAGCUCUUCUACAAAUCAAAGAUUCAAUGAGCAGUCCAGUGGAGUCGGCUUUCUCAAACUGGUAUGGAGAAGAAUGUUGCGAGUGGGAGGGCGUUGAAUGUGAUGCCACUCGUACUCGUAUUCAUAACAUCUUCUUUCACUACUUGAGGGAAAAAAGCGAUGGCGAGGUUGAACCGUGGUACCCAAACGCUACCUUGUUUGCUCAGUUUGAGGAGUUGCAGGAACUUGAACUGCCAGGGAAUCAUAUUGGAGGAUUCGUUUCGCUUCAGGCAUUCAGAACACUGAAGCAGCUUCAAAAGUUGGAUCUGCGUGACAAUUCCAUACGCAACGGCUCUAAUCUCUGUUGGGGGGAAUCUCCUUCUCUUUAUUACUUGGAUGUGUCUGGUAACAAGUUAGAAGGCAAUAUUCCUGAUUGUCUGCCUGACAACUUGCUUCAUCUUCAGCAUCUGGAUCUCUCUUACAAUCAAUUCAAUGGCUAUUUUCCUUCUUUGCUAAUUAGCAAUCUGAAAAAUGUCGAGUCACUUUUUCUAUCAAGUAAUGAGUUUCAAGGCGUGAUUUCGCUCUGCAUUUUUGCCAAUAUGUCGAGGCUGAAUGAACUUGAUAUUUCCUUCAACCACUUGGAAGUUGAAUCAGAGAUGGAGUCUCCAACUUGCUCUCCAUCUUUCAGACUAAAUACUCUGUCUUUAGGUGGUUGCAACCUCAAGAAAAUUUCUCCAUGGCUGUUUCAAAAUAUCACUUCAGAAUUAUGGCUAGGAGACAAUAAUUUGACUGGUCCCUUCCCCCAGAACAUAAGCUCAAGGCUUACUUUUCUCGACAUUUCUGACAAUUUCUUGCAUGGGACAUUACCCAGAGAUAUCGGCCUGAAUUUUCCACAGCUGCGCCAUUUAGAUCUUUCCAACAACAGUUUCAAUGGCAAUCUGCCCCUGUUCUUGGGGAACCAACUUCAGGUGCUGGACUUAUCGGACAAUCAGUUCCAAGGAGAAAUUCCCCAAGGUAUGGCAAGCAAUAUGAGUUGUCUGAUAUAUUUGAGGUUAUCCGGAAACAACCUGACAGGAGCUUUGUUUCCCAAAAACUCAAGUUUUACUAAAUUAAGAUGGCUUUAUCUCAGCAAAAAUCUCUUGUCCGGAACAUUCCCACAUGCCCUGUCGAAGAACAUGGAGUUGGAAAUUGUUGACAUUCACAAUAACAACUUAUCAGGUGAGAUUGCAUCUUACUUGCCUGUCUUGCCAAAAUUAAAAGUACUACUCCUCGGAGGGAACCGGUUCGAAGGGCGAAUACCAUCGCAAAUUUGCCAAAUGAGGGAUUUGCAUGUUUUAGAUCUAUCAAGAAAUGGUCUUUCUGGUGACAUUCCCGACUGUGUUGACAAUGUUACUUCUUGGACGGAUCCUCUUCCUUACUAUAGCCAUCCGUCUUACUACCGGAACAAUAUUGAGUUCGUCUUGAAAGGCCGACUAGUAACUUUUCGUAUGCUGUUGUCAUUAUUUACGGGAAUAGAUGUGUCUUUGAAUAAACUAACAGGGAACAUUCCGAUCCAAAUGACACAUUUGAGGGGGAUUUAUGUUCUAAACAUGUCGAACAACCUUUUGACAGGUCAAAUACCUUCAUCCUUGGGAAACUUGGCAGUACUAGAAAGCCUAGAUCUUUCACACAACACUCUCUUGGGUGUAGUACCCCCUGAAUUAACUGAUCUUUUAUUUCUCGAGGUUUUUAACGUCUCUUUCAACAGUCUGUCAGGCAUGAUACCAACGGGACGACAGUUUGAUACUUUUGCAAAGGACAGUUACAUAGGCAAUCCCGGCCUUUGCGGACUUCCAAGUUCAAACAAAUGCAAUGACAGUGCAGAUACACCACCAGUUUACGCUAGUGCAGAGAAGUCGAUUCUCAGUCAUCUACUUUUGCUGUUUUGGUCUUUAUUUUCUAUUUCUCUCUCUUUAGCGUAAGAUCGGAACCUGUAAGUCUUAAGAACCAUGUAUGGCGAACUGUUCAUUCAGGAGGAAGGAAAC
This is a messenger RNA of Hibiscus syriacus, 2106 nucleotides long. Its product is annotated as receptor-like protein 56. Gene Ontology annotation, molecular function: protein binding. The coding region runs from base 1 to 2043 and encodes 680 amino acids. NCBI's taxonomy places the organism in Eukaryota, Viridiplantae, Streptophyta, Magnoliopsida, Malvales, Malvaceae. The record is from RefSeq and is a predicted model, not a curated record. The transcript has 2 exons.